This is a messenger RNA of Bacidia gigantensis, 1281 nucleotides long. RefSeq lists its product as uncharacterized. The transcript has 3 exons. Lineage: Eukaryota; Fungi; Ascomycota; Lecanoromycetes; Lecanorales; Ramalinaceae. Gene Ontology annotation, molecular function: monooxygenase activity; FAD binding. The coding region runs from base 1 to 1281 and encodes 426 amino acids. The record is from RefSeq and is a predicted model, not a curated record.
AUGCCUUCGGCAAACAGAAUCACAGCGUUACGAAUAGCUAUAAUCGGAGGAGGAAUCGGUGGCCUCAGUUGUGCUCUUCAAUUACACCACCAUUGUGUCAAAGCACGUAAUGUCAUCAUCGACAUCUACGAACAGGCGGCGAAAUAUAGUGAGAUUGGGGCUGGAGUAGGCAUUGGUGCAAAUGCGGUCAAGUUAUUCGCCCAACUAGGGCUCGAGGAUGCAUUGAGAGCUAUCGGCGGCACCAGAGAAGGGAUAUGGAUGUCAUUCCGUAGACAUGACAACGGCGAAGAUAUCUUGACCGUGCCUGCGGACAACGCGCAGAAGACUGGACAGCUGGGCGUUCACCGUGCUGAACUUCUAGAGCUUCUUGCCAAAGAAGUGCAGUCAAGGAACGCUGCUACUCUACAUAUAGGCAAGAGAUGCAAGAAACUCGAGGCAUGGCUCCAUUUCUCUGAGAUCUCCUCUGCAGACCUCGUCAUAGCCAGCGAUGGGAUAAACUCCGCUGUGCGCGCUCAGUACGCCCCAGAAGAAGCAGUUUACAGUGGUCGCUUGGCCUAUCGAGCUCUCAUACCAAUGGAUCAAAUAUCACCAUGGUGGCCUCUACCAUCGAAAGCAGCAAUGUUUCUCUCUAAAGGCCGUAUCUUCCUUACGUACCCCAUUGGCAGCAGCAACAAGAUCAUGAAUGCACUCACGUUCCGCGCUACCCCUCAAGAGAGCCUUGGCGACCUGAAAGAAAGCUGGUCAUCCUCCGGGUCAAAAUCGGAACUACGCAAUGACUUUGAGGGUUUCAAUGACAUUGUCCAGAAGAUAAUCGAGCUGAUGCCUGAGAAACCUUCAAAAUGGGUUCUGAAUGAUAGGAACCCUUUGGAUCAGUGGACAUACGCAAAUGGAAAAGUGAUACUGCUGGGUGACGCCGCUCAUGCUACGCUGCCGUACGGAGCCACUGGAGCAGGACAAUCAAUCGAAGAUGGUUAUAUUCUUGCGAAAUCUCUUGAGGCAUACCUGGAAGCCGGCAGCAACUCCACUGGCGACGGAAAUAGGCCUCCAUUACAGGGCUACGCUAACCUAUACCAAGAUGUCCGUAGACCCAGGGCACAGAAGGCGCAACAAGCUUCACGUGAAUCAGGCAAGAUUUUUGGGCUUGAGUCAGCUGAUAUGACUGACCAAUCAUAUGAAGCCUGUGUGUCGCUCUUUCCAGGUUUGAUGAAGGAAAGGAUGAAGUGGGUUUGGGAGGAAGACAUUGACGCAGCGUUUCUAGCAGCACAUUCACAGAUGAAGUAA